AUGGCACCAAGGCCUGGCGAUUUUUGGGACCCUGCAGCGAAGAAGGUGCUCAUCUCGUCGCAUGCAGUGUUCGAUGAGAGCUGCUUUCCUGGAAACUCGCCCUUCAUCAAUGUCUUUGGCCUUCCCCUGGAUGAUGUGGAUGUCCCUGGUGCACCAGACGACGAGGAUGCAGACUCUGCGCCCCAGGACAAUGUGCCAGAUGUGCCAGAGCUGCAGGAUCAGGGGGGAGACAACGACUAUGAUGCUCCUGCACCUCCUGCACCACCAGCUCCACCUGCGCCUCCUGUGCCUCAAAUUCCGCCUCCUGCGCCUCAAAUUGCGCCCCCUGCGCCUCAGAGUCCACCUCCUAACAUCGCUCCAUCGCGCUCUCCAUCUCCUGACGUUGCAGAGCCCCAGUCGCGCUCUCAGAGCCCACCAGCACCUCCACAACUCCCUCCUGCACCAGUCGCUCCACAGGCUCCUCAGCCACCGCCUCCUGUGCCCAUAGCUCGUCCCCCUGCACCGUCUGUCCACCAGCCAGCCCAGGGUCAAGGCGGCUUCAGACCUUACCCAGCACUCGCUCGGAAACAGCUCCCAGCUCGCUCUACUCGCUACCAGGGUUCCCUCAAUGACAGGGACCUUGAACGCCAGAACCUCGUCGCUCCUCGCCACCGCAUUCGCUCUGUGUCCCCUGCUCCAGCUCCAGCUCCAGAAUCUCCUCGGAAUUCGCCCUCACCAGAUCCUCUAAUUGACGCACCAGUCGAUCCAGCUCCUGCUCGCAUGCUCGCCCCUCGCUCUACUACUCCUCCUCCAAGUCCCACAUCCUCAGACAACGAAUUGGACUGCAUAGGAAGCGACGAUGUGGACACUCUGCAGGCCAUGCUGGCAGGCAUUGGGUACGUCUGCUCUGCCCAAGUCGACAAUUUCCUGCCCUAUGACGAUGCCCUGGAGUUCGCAUUCAAGUCAGUGGUCCAGCACGCGUUCAAGGCGGACCAGGAGCACUUUGGAGAGCCCAAGUCGAUUGCUGAGGUCAUGCUGUUAGCUGCAGUGGGCCUCAGAGGGGUCACAAUGGCCUAA
Messenger RNA from Dichomitus squalens LYAD-421 SS1, 1056 nucleotides. RefSeq lists its product as uncharacterized. The record is from RefSeq and is a predicted model, not a curated record. Lineage: Eukaryota; Fungi; Basidiomycota; Agaricomycetes; Polyporales; Polyporaceae. The coding region runs from base 1 to 1056 and encodes 351 amino acids. The transcript has a single exon.